This is a messenger RNA of Naegleria gruberi, 1536 nucleotides long. Its product is annotated as FBOX domain-containing protein. Bases 1 to 1536 code for a protein of 511 amino acids. Gene Ontology annotation, molecular function: protein binding. Lineage: Eukaryota; Heterolobosea; Eutetramitea; Acrasida; Naegleriidae. The record is from RefSeq and is a predicted model, not a curated record. The transcript has 2 exons.
AUGCAAAACUCAAACUCUUUGACUUCCACCGACAUUCAUCCAGUUAGUCCCAGUAGUCCUAGUACUGUGCAAGAAGAAGGAUCUAGAACAUUAGCAAAUAUGUGGGAAGAUCUUCCAUUGGAAAUUUAUUCCGAAAUCUUGUCCUUUCUUCCAGUUUUGCCCAAUUAUUUUAGAUUGUCUAGAGUUUGUAAAUCGUGGAAGGAUAUUUUCAAUUUUCUGAUGAAUGAUUACUUUGAAUAUUCGGCUUUUCAUUUGGAUUUUUCUGAGGUCGAUCCUUAUCGAAUGGAAUAUUCCGACUUGUUGAAGAUUAUUGCAAAUUGUAGGGGAGUUAAAAAGGUCACUCUCCACUUUAUGAUGGUCACUCCAGAGAUUUUGAAAGCUAUUGGAAGAACCUCUGUUGAAACUCUUGUGAUUUCCAAUUGUGAAGUGAGGAAUGAAUUGAAUGAUGUGGAUGUAGAUGAUUAUCUUUCAAGAUUUAGAACUUAUAAUAGUCAUUACCAUAGCUCAAUAGCUUUGGAAUUCCAGCCAUUUGAGGAAAAAAUUGUUACUAGUAAUUCUUAUAUGCUUCAAUUACAAAAAUUCUCCAAAGAUGUUAAGCUUACCAAGCAAACUAACUACUUUCAAUAUCUCAAAACUGUUGUAUUUCUAGACACUCCAUUCUAUGCAUUAUACCCAAAAUUCAUAACUAGCGAAAUCGAGUCAACCCACCUUUAUCAAUACAUGAGCCAUGAAUGCGAGCUUGAACACUUUGAAAUCCCAUCCUUUGAGUAUCUCGACAUUGAUAAUAUUAAAACCAGGCCAUUUGUGGAUGAUACACCAGCAUCAACCAGUACUUUUGGGUAUUUUUCAAGUUUAUCUCCAAACAACCCUAAGAAAAUGGUUGCACUGAAACGUAAUGACAGACUUGUAAAUAUAUUGUGCAUUACAAAUGGUUUUAUUCAAGCACAGACUAUUGUUAAUGGACAAUAUAUUGACUAUGUAACUAUUGAUCCUCUUGAACAUGAAAAGUGUUAUGAAUUCUUUAUGAGAAACAGAUUACCAUUCAAUCUGAAAACAAGAGUGUCCUUUGUUGGAUCUUGCAAGAAUUUGGAUGUAUUUAGAAAAUUUGUUACCUCAGGUUAUAUGAAAUUACUAGAUGUUGAUAUCAAUGACCAGACAGUUCUAUUUUCAGCUCUCGAUAGAGCAUACGAAACCUCACCAGGAUUUACUGGAGAUUCGUAUCCAUACCAAUUCUUCAAUUGGAAAUCUCAAUUAGAGAUUUCUUCACUCAUUAGUACUAUCAAGUGGAUUCAUGAAACUCCAGAAAUAUUGGCGCAAUUAGAUCAAAAUGGAGCAAUCUUUAAGGAAUAUGUUUCAACUUGUAAAAAUAUGGAUAAGAGAUGGAAGAAUUACUUUUCCAAAUUCAAGAAUGACAUUAACAGUAAGAUUGACUGGGAACACUUUAUCAAAACAGGUGAAGAACAAGCUCCAACAAAAAAGAGAAAGCAAGCCUCAACCUCAACAGCAAAUGUUGAAAAUCCAUCCAAGAAGAGAUAG